UCUCACCACAUCUACAACCCAUCUCCCUCUCUCACAUUGUCAUCCUCAUCCUCAACAUCAUCACCAUGUCCGAACCCCGCAAAACCCUCCACCUCACAGCCUUCAUGCGGCCCGUGAGCCUCCACACCGGCGCCUGGCGAUACCCCGACUCCUACGCAGACGCCAAUUUCAACCUCACGCACCUCAAAUCCUUCAUCACCCAACUCGAAUCCGCCAAAUUCGACGCCUUCUUCAUGGCCGACCACCUCGCCGUUCUCAACAUGCCCACCGAGGCCCUCAAACGCAGCCACACCAUCACCUCCUUCGAGCCCUUCACUCUCCUCAGCGCCCUCUCAGCCAUCACCACCAAGAUCGGCCUCGCCGCCACCGCCUCCACCACCUACGAAACCCCCUACCACAUCGCCCGUCGCUUCGCCUCCCUCGACCACCUCAGCAACGGCCGCGCAGCCUGGAACAUUGUCACGACCGCAAACCCCGAAUCAGCCAAGAACUUCAACCUCGACUCCCACCUCGAGCACAGCUCCCGCUAUAAACGGGCCCGCGAAUUCUACGACGUCGUCACCGGCCUCUGGGACAGUUUCGCCGACGACGCAUUCCUCCGCGACAAGGAAAGCGGGAUCUUCUUCAACCCCGAUAAAAUGCACGUGCUGGAUCACGUUGGCGAGGAUUUCAAAGUCCGGGGUCCGUUGAAUAUCGCUCGUCCCGUACAGGGCUGGCCGGUAAUUAUCCAAGCGGGGCAGUCCGAACCGGGGAGACAGUUGGCUGCGGAGACGGCGGAGGCGGUAUUUUGUUCGCCGAGGGAUAUUGCCUCCGCGAAGGAACUGUACGCGGAUAUUAAGGGACGGGCGGUGGCUGCGGGGCGGAAGAGAGAUCAUAUUAAGAUUUUGCCCGCGGCGUUUAUUGUCAUUGGGGAUACGGUCCAAGAGGCGCAGGAGAAGAGAUUACGGUUGGAUUCGCUGGUGCAUUAUGAUAGUGCGAUUGCGUCGUUGUCGGUGGUGUUGGGGACGGACACGGCAGGGUUGGAUCCCGAUGCACCUCUCCCGGAGGAUCUGCCGGAGACGAAUGCGAGUAAGACGGGGAGAGAGGGGGCAGUUAAGCUUGGGAAGGAGGAGGGACUCACGGUUAGGCAGCUGGCGCAGAGGUAUGGUGGGUAUUCUGGGUUGGCGUUUGUGGGGACCUCUGAGUCGAUCGCGGAUGAGGUAGAGCAGUGGUUGGACCAGGAGGCGGCAGAUGGGUUUACAGUCGUGUUUCCAUUCCUGCCGCAGGGAUUGGAGGAUGUCACGCGCCGGUUGGUGCCGGAGUUGCAGCGGAGAGGUAUCUUUCGGAGUGAGUAUGAGGGGAGUACGUUGCGGGAGCAUUUGGGGUUGCCGCGGCCGGAAAAUCGGUUCUUUGCGUAGUGGAGAUGUUUGUCGACUAGGCUUGGCUGAUUGAGAUGAAGAGGCAUGUGUGUAAAGUACUGC
Molecule: messenger RNA, 1460 nt
Organism: Aspergillus sclerotioniger CBS 115572
Lineage: Eukaryota; Fungi; Ascomycota; Eurotiomycetes; Eurotiales; Aspergillaceae
Product: LLM class flavin-dependent oxidoreductase
Exons: 1
Coding region: 66-1397 (443 amino acids)
Molecular function (GO): oxidoreductase activity, acting on paired donors, with incorporation or reduction of molecular oxygen; monooxygenase activity
Source: RefSeq, a predicted model, not a curated record